UCUAUCACAUGGACGGUUACUAAACUGCUUCAUUUCGGAAACAGAUUCGAAGGUAGUUUUUUGUCUCUUUUUACUGCAUUUUGCCACGUGGCGAGUAAAAUAAGCUAGUGUUCUACGGUAGUGGUUUGUAUCCUACGGAACAGUUACCGAAAUCACGUCGAUAAAGCACGAAUCGACGUUUACUACGUACUAAUUUUAACGAAGUUUUUACAAUGGCGGAAAACGGCAACGACGACCCUAUGCAGCAAACUAUCGAAGCCGAGCCUGAACAGGAACCACAGCAGUCAGGAGAAGCGGAGCAAUCCACAGAGGCAGCCACAGAUGAAGCGGUUGCUGCCCAAGAACCAGAUGCCGUUAAAGAAGAGCCAAGUACUGAACCCGAAAUUAAAGAGGAAGCUACUGCAGAAGCGGCCGCUGAAAACGGGACCGAUGGCGAAUGUGCACAAGCAGCCGAACAAGUGAACGAGGAAAAUACUGAAGGUGGUGAAGGCGAUGCAGAUGAUAAAGAAAAGCAUGAAGAGGAAGGGUCCUUGAUAAAUGCAACAGAAGAUAAUGAAUUGAAAAUGUUCGUUGGUGGUUUAUCAUGGGAUACUGAAACAGUUGGCUUGAGAGAGUACUUUUCCAAAUUUGGGGUUGUUAAAGACUGCACAAUCAAGAAGGACAGCAAGACUGAACGCUCUCGUGGUUUCGGCUUCGUUUUGUUCGAUGAUGCAGAAACAGUGAAGAAGGUACUGGAGUCCGAGAACCAUUAUCUUGAUGGCCGCAAAAUUGAUCCGAAAAAAGCCCAAGCUCAAAGAAGAGAUGGAAAGUUGUUUGUUGGUGGAAUCAACCCAGACACUGAAAACGAUGUGGUCAAAGAAUACUUCACUCAGUAUGGAGAGAUUGAAGAAUUUGAGCGACCUGUUGACAAGAACACUGGAAAAAACCGUGGCUUCUGUUUCAUUACCUACAAGAAAGAUGGUUGCAUUAAGCUUGCCACUGCAUCAAAAACCCAGGAAUUGGAAGGUUCCAAGAUUGAUGUAAAAGAAGCACAACCCCAGGUGGAAAGAUCUGGACGUGGUGGGGGUAGAGGAGGCUUUGGAAUGGGUAGAGGUGGUUGGGGUGGCCAUGGGGGUUACGGAGGAGGUUAUGGGUAUGGUGGUGGGAUGGGUUACGACGGGUAUGGGGCUUACGGUGGUUAUGGAGGACAUUAUGGGCCAGGGGGGUAUGGUAAUUAUGGCGGAUUUCAUCAGGGGGGUUACGGCGGAGGUAAGACAUCGAAAGGUCGGGGGGGUUCGGGAAGGCACAGAGAAGGGGAAUGGGACACCAGAACUCCUUCAAACCAUACUAGCUGGUAUGGUAGCCGUGGUCAUUUCCACGGAGCCUACCAGGGAUUUCAUAACUACUAGUGCUAUAUGCAUGAAAGUAGCUCGGCAGGGGGGAAGCCAAGAGCUGCCUUGAUGCUACACAAACAUGCACCAACAUACGUCACACACACAUAAACACACAACACUAGCUGAAUUCUACUUAAAACUGUUAAUAAUUGCUAACGCUAAAAGCUAAAUCACAACCAAGGUGGCCACGUUCAGUAUAAGUCAAUAUUAUUCAAGCAAAUAUUGAGACAUAAGCUAGUCUUUGUGAUUUCUCAGUAAAGUAAAGUCUGCUGAUAGCUUCUAGUUUAGUAAUUUGUAAAAUAAGAGUGCACAGCACAGUGGCCACCUUAACCCAAACCAAAAACCCCCAAUACCAAGUUUCUGGUCAAUUUUCCUUCGGAAGAUGCAACGUUGGAGCUUGAGAUCAAGGUAUUUCACCUCGGAUGGAACACAAUUUGGCCAAAACCUCGUCUUCUGUGCGACGUCGGACAUUCCAACUACCUUUCCGCUAUGAAGUUAAAUAAGAGGAAACCUUUUGUACAGUGCGGUUGACUUAAAAAGCACGACAGCAUUUCUUUUAUUAUAUCCUAAAUAUCGAAGGCUGAAAAUCGUGUUCAUUUGCCUGCCACUUGUUUAUUUUCGCAUUUUGUCCGUUCUUACAUUAUUGAAAAGCUAUUUUGUUUUUUCAUUUUGUUGUUGUUAUCUCAAAAUUGAGGUGAAGGUGCAAAUAAAUUGUGCUUUGCCCCAAA
Molecule: messenger RNA, 2101 nt
Organism: Ciona intestinalis (vase tunicate)
Lineage: Eukaryota; Metazoa; Chordata; Ascidiacea; Phlebobranchia; Cionidae
Source: RefSeq, a predicted model, not a curated record